AUGUCGAUCUCAAUAGAAGCUCUAGCAAUGGCGGGCACAGACCACAUCGAAUGGGGUAUGAGUUUUGCAGAAUGGGAACGCAUGGACAUUGGCCCACCUCCACCAUAUUUAUAUGAUGAAGAAGAUUGUGAUUUUGAACAACAUCAUGAAGAAGAUAAGGAAGUUGUAGAGCUGAAGCAGAUAGAUAGUUCUUAUCAUUCUCAAGACGUUUUGAUUAAAGGAAUAGAAAUGGCUAUAAUGAUUGUUGGAAUCAAUCCCAAACAGCUUGUGGUAGAUGAUGAAAUUCAAAUGCAGGAAAGGCCAAGAUGCGUUUAG
This is a messenger RNA of Lactuca saligna, 315 nucleotides long. Lineage: Eukaryota; Viridiplantae; Streptophyta; Magnoliopsida; Asterales; Asteraceae. The record is from the annotation of a GenBank genome assembly.